Messenger RNA from Rotaria sordida, 1341 nucleotides. NCBI's taxonomy places the organism in Eukaryota, Metazoa, Rotifera, Eurotatoria, Philodinida, Philodinidae. The record is from the annotation of a GenBank genome assembly.
AUGACAACUACUACAACGAAUAAAUCAGAUACAAGAUUUCCUGGUUUACCAAAAAAUAAAACAGGACUUUUUGCUGCUGAUACUAUUCAUGAAGUUAAAUCUACAAGAAAUCAUUUAAUAACUGUUCCAGCAUUAUCACCACAAUUUCGUAAUAAUGCUUCAACAAGUGUAUUAUUAGCAUCAUCAGAACAAAAUCAUCAUCAAUUACAACAAUAUCGUUCAUCAGCAAAUGAAAUUCAACAAUAUUAUCCACUUGAUGGAAAUAAUGCUACAACUAUUGAUUGUUCAAAUGAUUCACGUUUAACAGUAAAUGGUGUAAGAAAUGGUUUUCGACCAUCAACUGUACGUCAUCAAAAAUUACGUUUAACAACAGCUACAGCACAACGAAAUAAUAUUUAUAAUGACAAUAAAGAUUCACCGCCAAAAACACCAUUUAUUCAAUCACAUGCUUCAGCUAAAUUAAAAUCUGAAAUCGAUCAUAUUAGUAGCAAAUUAAGAAAACAUGGAGAAUCAAGUGCAAGUUUUCGUUUUCAAAAUAAUCGAGAUUUGGAUGGUACUCCACAAAGUGAUUUUUCCUAUUCAACAUCAUGUCGUCUUUCUUCUGCAUCAACUACUUUUACAGCUGAUCGUAUUCAUCAACGUUUUUCAUCAGCUAUAACAAAUGUAUCAGCAAAUAUAGGUUCUACAAUGCCUACAAUAAAUGAUACAUCUAAUCAAACAUCACAAAUUAUUUCGGGUAUUACUCCAACAUCACCACCACCAUUAGUUCAUGAAACAGAAAAUAAUAAUAAUAAUCAACAAGAUACAACAGAUUAUCGAACAACUCAUGCUUAUCAAAUUCCACAACAAUCAAAUGUUGGUAGUGAAAGUAUCUUUCUAACUGAUACACCAAUAGUCUCAGCAAUGAAAACACGUUCAGCUAAAAAUGAUUGUCGUCAAAAUGAUUUGAAAUCUGUUUCAUGUCCAUUCUAUGUUAUGUAUUUAACAAAUUUAACAAUACACCAACGACAAAAUAAAACUGAGCAGAAUAAUAAUAAUAAUAAUAAAAAUAAUGCACAUGAUGUAACACCAUUGGGAACGUCAUCAUUAGCACGUAAAGUACCAUUUAAUUCACGUAUAAGUACAGCUCAUAUAAAAAAUCAAUCAAUUCGACGACAAGUAAAUAGUCCAAUUAGUAUGAAUACUUAUUCAACUAUAGAUGAUGAAGAUUAUAUGACAAUUUCAACAUCAUAUCCUAAUAAUAGACGUUUAUCAGCUAAAAUAUCUAGCAAUGAAAAUGAAAAUUCUCAUAUGUUAGGAGAUAUUCUUCGAACUUCAUCAUGGAACCAUGUACAAGUAUAA